AUGGGGCAUCAAUUACCGUCUCUGUUAGCAGAUUCAGACAUAACAUUACGCAUCGAACAAAAACAACAUUCAGUUAAUAAACUAGUUACAAGCAUUCCAAACUCACAAUGGAUACCGGCAUACCAUACAUUAAUUGAACGAAAUAUAUCGAGGACAAUUCAGUCAGAUUUGAAACCAUUCAUACGACCAAUUAUUCGUUUUGAACCGUCAGAGAUGAUGGUUAAUGAUUUUAAAAUUGGUUCUACUAUUGGAUCUGGACAAUUUGGUAAAGUAUUUAAAGCAUUAGAUAAGUCGGAUCCUAAAAGAAAACAUAUAGUCGCAUUGAAAAGAAUUAAUAAAUUGAAACCUAAAUAUUCUAUGAAUCAAUUGAUGAGACAAAUUGCUUAUUGGAAACAAUUUAAUAUUGAAACUGAUGAUUUAGAUGUCGAUUUAAUUACAAGAACUAUGAAUGUAGAUCGUUGUAGAUGGGAAAUAUAUUUAAUGAAGAGGAUGACCUAUGAUAAUAAAGGUAAUUCUCAUAUUGUAAAAUUUAUUCAAUGUUUGGAUUCCUUAAAUAGUAAAGAUAUUUGGAUUGUUACAGAAUGGUGCAACUUGGGGGAAUUACAAUGGAAACGUCCCAAUACUGAGUCCACGUUGAAUCAGUGGCAACAAAUAUUGAACGAUAAAAAUAUAUCUGUAAUGGAAUUUGCUAUUAAAGCCCUAGAUGAUUUAAGUAAAGGGUUGCAAUUUUUAAAUGAAGCAGGAUGUAUACAUCGAGAUAUUAAACCUUCUAAUAUCUUGGUUGAUGGAAAUCAAAAAAAAUUAAAAAUAUCAGAUUUUGGUUGUGGUUUAUUAAUACCUGAAAGUUUACCAUUUAAAUAUGAUCCUUCUAAUGAAAUUAAAUUAAAACAAUUAGAUAUUAUUAAUAAAUGUUUUGAAAAGGAAUUGAAUAAAAUUAUUGGAACCCCUGCUUUUGUUCCACCUGAACUUUGUAAAUUUACCUCCGAUGGAUCUACUGAAGAUGAAUGUAGUAAGCAUAAAAGCCUAGUCAAGGAUGGAUUCAAACUUGAUGUUUGGUCCCUAGGGGUCACUUUACAUUGUAUCAUCUUUAACAAACUACCAUUUAGUGGAGAAAAUGAAUUUGACACAUAUCAUCUAAUAAACUCACAAACCCUUACAUUAGAUAAAAAGGAUGAUACUUGGCUCUCUAAACUGGUGGUAACUAAGAUGUUAGAGAAGAAUCCCGAUAUUAGGGUUAGCAUUAAAGAUAUUAGAAAUUUGAUUCAUAAAAAUAAAUUGAAAAAAUCUCCAUCUAUGAAUAAAAUUGGUGGUAAUGCAAAGAAAUCAUUAAAAAAAUUCUGGAAGAAAAUAUCAAGUUCUAAGUCAACGGAAAAGUUGUCAUUAAAAGAAACUAAACCAAUAGAUGAUCCAAAUUUGACUGCAAUUUCAUCGAAUACAUCGUUCUCUUCCGGAUUAGAUGUAUCGGAUGAACCUAUAAAUAUAACAGAUUUUAUUGAUUCCUUGACAACAAAUUUACCAGUAUCAUCGGAUGAAGGUGGUGAUGUUAGUAAUAGAGCUUUAACAUCACAAGAAAAUGGUACAAAAACCCGUCGAUCUUCUUCUUCUUCUUCUUCUUCUUCUUCACAAUCAACACCAUCAUUGGGAGUACCCACCCCAAUCAAAAACAUGAUUAAAAUAAAAGCUUCGCCAGAAAAAUCUAACAAUGAUAAUAGGCAAGAUGCUACCGAAACAGACCUUCUUACAGAUAAAAAUUUGCCAAAUCAUCCAACAAUUAAGAUGAAGCCAUCUAAAAACAUUAUUAAUUUUAAGAAUUAUAUUCAAGAUGAUAAAGACGUCGAGAGUAGUGACACGAUUGAUCAGAUAAAAGAUUAUUUGAAUUAUAAAGGCGAUUUCACUUAA
This is a messenger RNA of Maudiozyma saulgeensis, 1899 nucleotides long. Lineage: Eukaryota; Fungi; Ascomycota; Saccharomycetes; Saccharomycetales; Saccharomycetaceae. The record is from the annotation of a GenBank genome assembly.